AUGGAGACCUGGUUCAUUAUCGUCUUCUCCCUCUGCAUCGCUGCUCUCAUCAAAUCCCUCCUCAACCUCAUCAUCUCCUCUUCAUCCUCCAACAAAAAUCUCCCACCUGGACCUUUCACUUUACCCAUAAUCGGCAACUUCCACUGGCUCCGAAAAUCGUUUUUUGAGAUUGAACCAAUCCUCCGAAACCUCCGAGCCAAAUACGGACCCAUCGUCACCCUCCAAAUCGGGUCCCGACCUGCAAUCUUCAUCGCCAGCCACGAGGUGGCCCACCGUGCCCUCGUCCAAAACGGCGCCGUGUUCUCCGACCGCCCCAGGGCCAUCGCCACCAGCAAAUACGUCAACAGCAACCAGUGCAACAUCAGCUCCGCCCCAUACGGCCCCACAUGGCGCCUCCUCCGACGCAACCUCACCUCUGAGAUCCUCCAUCCCUCCCGGAUCAAGUCCUACUCCCGGGCGCGCAACUGGGUCCUCCAUGUCCUCGUUCACCGCCUCCUGGAGAACCAAUCAUCGGCAGUCAAGGUAGUGGACCAUUUCCAGUAUGCCAUGUUCUGCCUUCUUGUACUCAUGUGUUUCGGCGACAAGCUGGACGAGAAGCAAAUAAGGCAGAUUGAGAAGGCGCAUCGAGAGUUGCUUCUGAAAUUCGGCAGGUACCAAAUACUCAAUUUCUUGCCCAGAAUUGGAAAAAUUUUGUUCCGCAACCGGUGGCAAGAGCUUAUUCUGCUGAGAAAAAAUCAAGAAGACGUGUUGAUUCCUCUAAUCAGAGCUCGAACUGAGAUUGUGAAAAGACGCCAAGAAGAGGGGAAAAAGGAGGAAGAUGAGAGCGUGGUGGCGUACGUGGACACGCUGAUGGAUCUUGAGUUGCCAGAGGAGAAGAGAAAGCUGAACGAUGGGGAGAAGGUGACAAUAUGCAGCGAGUUUCUCAAUGCCGGCACUGACACGACGUCGACGGCGUUGCAGUGGAUCAUGGCGAAUUUGGUGAAGUACCCUCGUGUUCAGGCGAAGCUUUACGAGGAGAUCACUGGGGUUGUAGGGCCACCACCGGAAAUUUCAGCGGAGGCAGAGCUGAGUGGAAUCAUAAAGGAGGAAGAUAUGCAGAAGAUGAAGUAUCUAAAGGCGGUGGUGUUGGAGGGCCUCCGGCGACACCCGCCGGGGCACUUCGUGCUUCCCCACACGGUGACGGAGGAUGUGGAGCUGGAAGGGUACCUUGUGCCAAAAAAGGGGACGGUGAACUUCUUGGUGGCGGAGAUGGGAUGGGACCCCAAAGUGUGGGAGGAGCCUAUGGAGUUCAAACCAGAGAGAUUUCUGACUAACACCACCUGUGCUGACCAGAAUCAAAGUGAUGGAGAAGCGGCGUCGUCUUUGUUCGACAUAACAGGGAGCAAAGAGAUAAAGAUGAUGCCGUUUGGGGCAGGGAGGAGGGUUUGUCCGGGAGCAGGGUUGGCUCUGCUUCACUUGGAGUUUUUCGUGGCAAAUCUAGUGUGGUAUUUCGAAUGGGCGGCUGUGGAUGGAGAUGACGUUGAUCUGUCCGAGAAACAGGAGUUCACCGUUGUGAUGAAGAAUCCGCUGCGGGCGCACAUAUCCCGUAGGGUGAGUCCCUCGACCAGGUGCUAG
This is a messenger RNA of Thlaspi arvense, 1614 nucleotides long. The record is from the annotation of a GenBank genome assembly. Lineage: Eukaryota; Viridiplantae; Streptophyta; Magnoliopsida; Brassicales; Brassicaceae.